Molecule: messenger RNA, 1014 nt
Organism: Adineta ricciae
Lineage: Eukaryota; Metazoa; Rotifera; Eurotatoria; Adinetida; Adinetidae
Source: the annotation of a GenBank genome assembly
AUGGUUCAUGUACCACCUUCGAUUGUGAACUUAUUCCCUGGUAAUACUAUACAUAAAAAUGUUAAAGACGAGUAUCAAUCCCAAGUCGAACAAUCCCAUACUCGGAUCCAAUUCAGAAUUUUAUCAGAUCCUACAGGAAAUCGACGGUCUCGGAUUCCGUCGAAUCCGAAACAUGGAUUUUUUGCACAACGUAUUCAUGACAAACGUACAAAUUCAGUCGUUGAUUAUGUAUCAAACAUAAAUAGCGAACAUGAUAGCGAUCAUCAAACAAUAGUUUCUACGUCAACUUCUUCAAUUCAUUCUAAUCAGCUGAUCGACUGUUCAUUGCAAGCUAUGAGUGUAACAACUUCUCCAUUUCAAAGUAAUCAGCUCACAGCUGAAAUAGUUCAGCCUUCUCUUGCAACAGCGUCUGUAUUUCAAAAUAAUUUAUCAACAUUUGAACCAUUUAUUUCGACAUCCUCAACGUUUCGUGUUAAUGAUUAUGAUUGUGCCCAACCAUAUACAGCCCAACAGAUUAUUUCAACAGUUCCUUCUCAAGAGUUUCCUCUUGUUAGUGGAUAUGGAAAUCAACAAAAUAAUCCGAUUAGCCAGUGUGAUUCGAAUUAUAAUCAGUAUGGGACUCAGGAAAGCAAUGGGCCAACCCAGCAGUAUUCCGGCGAUCGGAUCCUUUCAUCAGAUUUAAAAGGUUUUAUCCGGAACCAGCAAGAUCCCGCCAUAACCGAUAGUCGAAUACGGUUACCGGUUCCUUCGGUAGGAUUCCGAGUACUUUCUCGUGGUUUCCAGCGCGGAAACUAUGAAUAUCCUGCGGCUCAUGUAUUUCCAAAUCAUCAAAGUCAAGAAAAUUCUUAUUCAGCUACUUCAACUUUGAAUGAUCAAUACAACAAGUUGAUGUCACCAACGGACAAGAUGAUAAUUGAAUUAUUGUUGGCAUACAAAAGUGGAUUAGCUACUACUGAAGAAAGUUUCGCCAAAAUUAAGUCAUUAGUUGGUAAAGAUAAUGCAACUUCUCAAUAG